AUGCCGCAGGCCGAAGUGAUGUCAAUCGCCUCGCCCAUCAAUCUGAUCCUCGCCUCCCUCUUCGUCGUGCUGUUGUACUGGCACUUCCGCCCCAAGCCGCCCGUCGUGCUCCCCCGGGGCCCGGAGCCAGUAGUAUUCCGCACUUACACCCCCAAGACCCUGAUCGAGUUCAACGGCCAGGGCGACCGGCCUGUCUACCUAGCCGUCCGUGGUCGAGUCUUCGAUGUGACCCCCGGCAAGGACUUUUACGGUCCAGGCGGUCCCUACGAGAACUUCGCGGGCCGCGAUGCGUCGCGUGGCCUGGCACACCAGAGCUUCGACGAGGAGAUGUUGACCAAAGACCUGUCCGCACCUCUUGAUGAUCUCAAGGAUCUCACCGCUGAUCAGUUGGAGAAUUUGCAGUCGUGGGAGGAGCGCUUCUCGGAGAAGUACCUUGUUGUCGGCAAGCUGGUUGCCGAGGGAGAUCCCGAGGCGCCCGCAUCAUAA
Messenger RNA from Penicillium maclennaniae, 486 nucleotides. Its product is annotated as cytochrome b5-like heme/steroid binding domain-containing protein. Gene Ontology annotation, cellular component: membrane; endomembrane system. Bases 1 to 486 code for a protein of 161 amino acids. The record is from RefSeq and is a predicted model, not a curated record. The transcript has 3 exons. NCBI's taxonomy places the organism in Eukaryota, Fungi, Ascomycota, Eurotiomycetes, Eurotiales, Aspergillaceae.